Eimeria necatrix is the source of this 618-nucleotide messenger RNA. RefSeq names its product exosome complex exonuclease, putative. Bases 1 to 618 code for a protein of 205 amino acids. The transcript is spliced from 5 exons. The record is from RefSeq and is a predicted model, not a curated record. Gene Ontology annotation, molecular function: RNA binding. Lineage: Eukaryota; Apicomplexa; Conoidasida; Eucoccidiorida; Eimeriidae. Gene Ontology annotation, cellular component: cytoplasmic exosome (RNase complex); nuclear exosome (RNase complex). Gene Ontology annotation, biological process: U4 snRNA 3'-end processing; TRAMP-dependent tRNA surveillance pathway; poly(A)-dependent snoRNA 3'-end processing.
AUGUGGGUAGGCCAGCAGCAGCAGCAGCAGCAGCAGCAGCAGCGCAGCAGCAGCAGCAGCAGCAGCAGCAGCAAAAUUGUGCUGCCUGGAGAGCCGCUGCACCUCGGCGAGGGUUUUCUUCUAGGGCUAAACACUCAUGUUGAAGAUGGGGUGGCGAGAUCUUCUGUUUGCGGCGUCUUACAAACCACCACUGCGAGAAUAGUGACUGCGAAGGCCUCCAGGUGGCGCUUCACGAGGGGCAGUUUGGAAGACAGCGCAGCCAAACGUGGCGCGGGCGCGGGAAACACCCCCGCGUUGGUGAACAGUUUGUUGACUUCGCUGUGCAACAUUUCGCCCUUCUUUAGGGUAAACCGGCUGGUCUACGUGAAACCCUUAAAGAGCCGCUACGAGGCAAAUGUGGGCGACGUCGUAGUGGGCAGAGUGGCGGACAUAGCCAACGGCAAGUGGCUGGUGGACGUGGGGGCGGCGCGGCUGGCGGUUUUAACCCUCGGGGGAGUUUCUUUAGAUGUUCAAAGAAGAAGAGAUGAAUCUGAUCUUUUGGACAUGAGGGUUUUGUUCAAACCCUCGGAUUUGCUUUGCUGCGAAGUCCAGAAAACCCUCGUAAACCCUAAACCCUAA